AUAAUUACUCAUAUCACACGCCCAUAAUCAGUAAUAGUUUUAAGUGGUUGUCGUCUCCAAAUAUUAGAUAUUUCAGCUUUUACUCAGUUUUGCGUUGUGAUUUUUGCGCAUCCUGACGGUGAUUCGGCCUCUUCCCCUGCCUGCAGUCAAAAUGACCAAGAAGAGGCGUAAUAACGGACGUUCCAAGAAAGGGCGCGGCCACGUCAGGCCGAUCCGCUGCACCAACUGCGGACGUUGCUGCCCCAAGGACAAGGCCAUCAAGAAGUUCGUCAUCCGCAACAUCGUGGAGGCUGCGGCCGUUAGGGAUAUCUCCGAGGCCAGCGUGUAUGAAGUGUACGCCCUUCCCAAGCUGUAUGCCAAGCUUCACUACUGUGUGAGCUGCGCCAUCCAUAGCAAGGUGGUGAGGAACCGGUCUCGCGAGGCUCGUAAGGACCGCACCCCUCCGCCCAGGUUCCGCCCACCAGGAAUGGGCCAGAGAGGGCCUGGAGGCCAAGGUGGCCAGGGAGGUGGUCCAGGCGGUGGUGGUGGUGGUCCAGGAGGGCCGCCCAGGACUUAGAGGCUGUCUACAUACAUGGAGGCUAAACAUGGAAUAAACAUGUAACAUCAGCUCAAA
Branchiostoma floridae (Florida lancelet) is the source of this 613-nucleotide messenger RNA. Its product is annotated as 40S ribosomal protein S26-like. The record is from RefSeq and is a predicted model, not a curated record. Gene Ontology annotation, biological process: translation. Gene Ontology annotation, molecular function: structural constituent of ribosome; mRNA binding. The coding region runs from base 152 to 556 and encodes 134 amino acids. The transcript has 4 exons. Gene Ontology annotation, cellular component: cytosolic small ribosomal subunit; ribosome. Lineage: Eukaryota; Metazoa; Chordata; Leptocardii; Amphioxiformes; Branchiostomatidae.